Aedes aegypti (yellow fever mosquito) is the source of this 1047-nucleotide messenger RNA. Its product is annotated as exonuclease 3'-5' domain-containing protein 2-like. Lineage: Eukaryota; Metazoa; Arthropoda; Insecta; Diptera; Culicidae. Gene Ontology annotation, cellular component: cytoplasm; nucleus. The transcript is spliced from 2 exons. Gene Ontology annotation, biological process: nucleobase-containing compound metabolic process. Bases 53 to 871 code for a protein of 272 amino acids. The record is from RefSeq and is a predicted model, not a curated record. Gene Ontology annotation, molecular function: 3'-5' exonuclease activity; nucleic acid binding.
UUUAAGCCCACAGUUCGAAGUGAAGCGUUUCCAACAUAAUCGAAUUUUGAACAUGAUUGUGCUGAUUGUCUUCGGCAGUGUACUGCUAUUGAUUGUUGGUGCAUUCUUUUCGCAACCGGAACCCACUUAUAACUCGCCACCCGCACCAACCGUCCAAAAAGUACGAUCAACUCCUGCGUCGUCAACCCCGUCAAUAAAUCAGAAAAGGUUGACUCCAGCACUCUCUGUUACAUCGAAACCAACAAACCCACUGAAAAAUCCGUUCCAAGUGAUGAAUCACAGCGUGCACAUCAUAACUACCGCCUCGAAAUAUACUGAACUCAUCCGUCAGAUGAGUUAUGCUUGCAGAAGCUAUCCUGUAAUCGGUUUGGACUGCGAAUGGGUCACAAUUUACGGCCAACGGCAAAAAGUGGCCCUAUUACAAUUGGCUUUCAAAUAUGGAAUAUGUCUUCUGAUAAGGCUCUUUCAAAUGGAUUCAUUUCCAACCGAGCUGCGGGAACUCCUGGCCAAUCCGCAGAUUUUCAAAGUGGGCAUUGAAGUUUACUACGACGGCCAGAAACUCCUACAAGACUACGGCAUGGAGGUGAAAGGAACGGUUGACUUACGCCAUCUGGCAAAACGACUCCGAACUCCCGGAGCGUUUGGUUUAGCGGGACUUGCCCAAACAGUGCUGGGCAUUCAGCUCGACAAAGACAAGCGAAUUUCUAUAUCGGAUUGGCAGAGUUUCGAAUUGUCUCCGGUUCAAAGGGAAUACGCUGCCAAAGAUGCGAUUGUGGCGCUGGACCUGUUCGAACGCUUCAGUCAGGAUAUCCCAAUCAGUGAAAUGUACCAAUACGUAGAUAGACCCUUCAAAACCAGAUUCAAUCGAUAAUGUACAACAAUCCUGAAGGCGAUUGCGAUAACAAAAAACCUUAAAGAAUUAAGUGAGUUAUUUAUCUCUUCCGAUUAUUACACUAGAAGCUCAAUUUACGAACAAGAUCAGGGGUUCGUAAAUUGAAUUUAUUCGAAAAUUAAAUUGGUUUGAAAACGAGGUUUUGCCUUUUGAAA